This is a messenger RNA of Strigops habroptila (Kakapo), 1033 nucleotides long. Its product is annotated as pulmonary surfactant-associated protein C-like. The record is from RefSeq and is a predicted model, not a curated record. Lineage: Eukaryota; Metazoa; Chordata; Aves; Psittaciformes; Psittacidae. Gene Ontology annotation, biological process: respiratory gaseous exchange by respiratory system. Gene Ontology annotation, cellular component: extracellular region; alveolar lamellar body. The coding region runs from base 125 to 844 and encodes 239 amino acids. The transcript is spliced from 5 exons.
GCAGCUGCCCAUGCACUGAGCAGGCUGCAGGAACCAGGGCUGCAGCACCCACAGGGGUGUGUGCUGAGGGUGCUGGGUGCUGGCACGCUCUGCCUGCCCGCUGUUUGCCUUUCCCCCCUUCCCGAUGCCGGGAAAGGGCUCUCGGAGGUUUCAUCCCUCCUCCCCGCCUCAGCAAACAGAGCACAAGUGGUACCUUGGCAGCUCCAACCUCCUCCCAUCCACCCGGGAUCCUAUAAAUGCCCCCGGCUCCGGCUGGCAAAGAGACAGGAGCCGCAUGGAGAAGGAGGGCGAGAUGGACGGCAGCUCCAAAGAGGCGCUGAUGGAGGAGGCACCUCCGAGGUACACGGCCUCCCCGCUCCUGCCCGGCAUCCCCCCCCAGCUCAAGAGCCUGCUGAUGGCAGCGGUGGUGAUGGUCAUCCUCAUGGUGGUCAUCGUCACCUUCCUCCUGCUGGGGCUGCACAUCACCGAGACACACGCCGAAGCGGUCUUGCGGAUGACCAUCCAUGGGCUGGAUGGUGAAGGGACCCCCCAGCACCUCUCCCUCAGCAAGAAGGAACGGACCGGGACAUUCGCCGUGUGGGACGGGCUCAACGCCUCCGCCGUGGUGGUGUAUGACUACAGCAAGCUGCUGGUCGGCUACAGGUCCUGGCGCCACCGCGCCUGCUACAUCACCCGCAUGGAAAGGGACAACAUCCCGGGGCUGGACACCGUCACCGAGAGCUUCCAGCGGCGGCAGGCUGAGAUGAAGGAGGAUGGGGACAAAGCCAUGCCCCUGGCCGACCGCUCCAUCCUGGGUACCACCGUUAACAUCCUCUGCAGCACCGUCCCUGUGUACUGGGCAUAGUGUGGAUGGGGUCAGCUCCCAGUGGGGACCAUGCCCGUGCUCCCCACAUUGUCUACCAAUGCCCAGGCAUCCGCAUCCUCCUCCUUCACCUGGGAGUAGCCACCCUGCCAUAGGGAUGCUCCAUCCGCAGCCGCUUGGCACCGCGGCUUUCCCACCACUCUUGUCAUAUAAUAAACCAGUGGGAUUUGC